This is a messenger RNA of Blepharisma stoltei, 1375 nucleotides long. The record is from the annotation of a GenBank genome assembly. Lineage: Eukaryota; Ciliophora; Heterotrichea; Heterotrichida; Blepharismidae.
AUGUCUUUGGAUCAUAUAUAGCGCUUUCCCGAGGAUGGCGCGGAAUGGCGCCAUCCUCGGGAAAGUCAACUAAGCAUCCACACGGGAACUGGGAGUUCCACGUGUGGAUGCCAUUUUUGACAUGUGGGAUCCAAACUUCCACAUGUCAAAAUGGCAUCCACACGUGGAACUCCAGUUCCCGUGUGGAUGCCAUCCUCGGGAAAGCGCUAUAUCUAAAACGCUCUUGCUUCUAAUUUCUUUGGAGUUAUUCAGCUGCUUUAAGAUUGACACAGAAGUUAAUCAAUCAACUGACAUAAUUCUCGAAGAAGCACCCGAAAUUGUUAACCUUCCAGCUUGUCCAAUAUAUGCUUGCAAGCCUGACAAUGUUCCUUUCGCCAAUGAUACCUGCGUGUUUUACGAUUCAAAAACUAAUACGAAUCUAUGCAGCCCAUGCAAAGACUCUUCAACUUAUUGCGAAUUCAAUUUUAAUUCAAAUUUUUCAUGCAUACCAAUAGUUGAGUAUGAACAUGGGGAAAGUAACCCUGGUGAAAAAUGCAGAACCUUAAGCGAUUGCGAUGAUGCUUUUGUAUUAUCCUGCACAGAUGGGGUUUGCCAAGGUACCGUAGCUGGUAAAUCAUGUGAUUCGGCAACUUUUUGCAAUCCUGGACUUGGCUGUAUUUCUGGUACCUGCCAGCCUUUAACGAAAUCUGGAUCAAAAGGCUGCCUAAGUGAUUUUGACUGUGAAAAUGGAGCUGGGUGCAAUAUCACAAAUGCUUUAGACUUUAGCUCUAACUUGUGCAUCGAAUAUGGAAGUGUUGUUGCUCAUGAAAUUAUUUCGACCUGCAUAAAUAGCGUGAAUAAUUUAUGCGAAUACACCUAUUGUGCUCCUUAUAAAGGAUUAUUUGCCUGCACAAGCCAGCUAAAAACAGUUGGCAAUAUCCCUGCAGCGUGUGCAGCUGAAAAUGCUCAAUGCACAUCGACGUCCGAUGACUUUUUUGACCCUCCAUUUAGCUUUAGUCAGCCAGGCUGCCAAUGUGCUUAUACAGAAACUGGAACUGAGCUAUAUUGCGAUUUAUUUAAUGGAGAUGCCCAAUAUAUGGCUUAUUAUAAGUUAUUAUUCGAAUGGCUUCAAACAGCAGAUGCGAAAAAAUGCAACACUGAUAGGAGAACUGCUUCUCGAUGCAUUGAAUCUAACUGGGAUAAGAAAAAAUAUGAUGCUUUAAUGUAUUACCAGGCAAAUGCAUAUUAUUAUCCUAUCAUACAGAAUACAGAGCCUUGCGUAUUAAAUUCGUUUUUGGAUCAGUUUUAUGGAAUGCAUAGACGCGCCUACAAUCAGGACAAUGACAGCUCAGCCAAUAUAUUGAUUCUCUCAAUAUUUAUUAUUUGGCUGAAUUAA